CAAAAUUAGAUAUUUUUGUCUUGUUUUGGUCAAAAUUGGCGGGUUUUCGCAUUGUUUGCUCAGGAAAACUUAUUUUAGCUUUCAGAAGAGGAUUAGAAAUUCGGAAAGGUAUCAUUGCAUUCAUAAAAUCGCUAUUAAAUGUUCCCUGGUGCUUCUUCGACGGGCUUCUACCAUGCGCCGUUUAGUAAAGGCCUCUUGGUCUUAACCGGAACAGCUUCGUUCUUCAACAUCCUGUUUGUAUCCUCCACAAGACACUUGUUCUCAAGUAAUCCAUGGAUCCAGAUUGUGCAUAACUCAAAGUUAUGGCGAGUUCUGACCUCAACUUUUUACUAUUCAAGUACUAGAAAUUUGAUUUGUGGUUCAUUUCUUCUUUAUUCUUUCCGGAUCUUUGAGAGACGAUUUGGAUCUAAAAGAUAUGCAUCAUAUAUUUUCUGUACCUCUGUAAUUGCAAUUGGACUUCAACUUACAUCAAUAGCUGUUCUCAAACAUUUUGGACAUGAAGUAGGACUUCCUCCAGCAGGACUUUUUGGAGUGCUGUUUGCAACUCUUGUCAAGUAUUUCUAUGAUGUCCCAGCAUCAGAUGCUAUCACCUUCAUUGGAUUCCCAAUCUCGGGAAAAAUAUUUAUUUACUCCAUGGCACUUCAGAUGCUGUUAGCUAAUAAGGAAUCACUCUUGGCUGGUAUUUGUGGGGUGGUAGCAGGAUUUAUUUAUAGGUUCAACUUAUUUCAAGUUCAACAGUGGUUGAAGUUGCCAGAAUCCCUGAUGUCAGCUGUGUCCAGAGCAUUUGGUGGAUUGUUUUCAACAGAGACUCCCCCUACUCAGCCCUAUGCGAUGGGUGCAACGCUGGAAAUACAGAGAGCACAGCAAGUGGAACAUUAUGAGCAGCAAGCAAUGAGGGCAAGAAUGGGACAUCUUAGAAACAGGGGUCCUCCAAGAGUAGGCCAAGGAUAUGCUGAUGUCCUCCUCCCCCCUGGGGGAGGAGGCUGGCUUUGGGGAGGGGCAGGUGGCCAGCAGCCGCCACCCCCGCCUCCACUGAAUAACUGGCAUGACAGAGGUGCUGAUGUAGACAAUGCUAACAUACCUCAGCAACCAACCGUGGAAGUGUCAGAAGAACAGGUUCAGACUUUGGUGGAGAUGGGAUUCUCUAGGCUGGCUGUCCUCCAUGCCCUGACGGCAAGUAACAAUGAUGUCAAUGUGGCCACAAAUAUUUUAUUGUCACAGUCUUAGCCUUGAUCAAGUGUUGUUAGUAGUGGUUCACUACAGCAUCUAGUUCUAUAUGGCGACUGUCUGUCAGAGGAUUUCUGUAAAUACAGUGUAAAUCCAAGAUCAAAAUAUUACAGAUGUAAAAAUCUGAUUUUUAAAAGACUCAACAUAAGUCGGUGUAACAUUACUAUUAUGUUACGUGCAUGUUAAUUUUUAAUGUAGAAUCAUUUUAACAGAGGAGGCAAUUGGAAGCUUUAUUAUGUAACUGUGGUACUCUGGAACUACAUGUACAGUAAAAAGGCCAGAAAAAAAUGAAUAAAAUAAAAUUACUCUAAAUAGUGA
Pocillopora verrucosa is the source of this 1545-nucleotide messenger RNA. RefSeq lists its product as uncharacterized. Gene Ontology annotation, molecular function: serine-type endopeptidase activity; protein binding. Lineage: Eukaryota; Metazoa; Cnidaria; Anthozoa; Scleractinia; Pocilloporidae. Gene Ontology annotation, cellular component: membrane. The record is from RefSeq and is a predicted model, not a curated record.